CUGUAGCCGAUCGAACGAUUUUCGUAGCUACGCCCUUGAGCGCUACGCUCUACACCUACCCCCACGGCUGUACAGUGUUCGCAGCCGGACACCUCCUCUUCCACUCCGUCCGGCUGCUGUAAAGUCUGAAACCGAAAAAAAUUUAUAAAAAAAAAAUUAAAAACUCCCUCCCCGAAGUCCAUUCGUCGUUUUCUUUUUAUCCGUUAUUUUUUCACCGGGUAAACGCGAAACAAAACGGUUUAACGUUGGCCAACGGAUGUCCGUUGUUGUCAGUUAUUGCUGGGAAACGUAUCUGUCCACCGGCAGAGGGUGCUGUUGGACGGUCACAAUACUCUCUGCACACGUCGCAAUGCAUUUAUUUAAGUCAAUCAUCACAUACGUUUGUAGUGGUAGUCGUUUAUUAUCAUUUCCCUGGGCGCGCGGUCAUUUGUCGUGCCGUCGUCGUUUUUCGCGUCACCGCCACUCGGCCGCGGUCGACAAUUGAUCCGGACGCCGCGGGAACACGUCACGGCUUCUCUACGACAUCGGUACGUAACAAUAACACACAUAACCACAAUAACACACAACAACAACAACGACGACGACGACGACGACGACGACGACGACGACGACGACAAUAUUAUACGGUGACACGUGCACGGUACAACGAUUCCGGUGGUGGAAUUAGAUGGUAGACAAGCUGCAAUGGCAGAUGUGCAAAUGGAUAUUUACGAGGACAUGUUCAAAGAGAUUACGAAAAAAAUUUACGGACAAGACACAUCGUCGUCCGAGGACAGGCAGUUUGAUGGCCAAGACGCGUACAAAAUGGUAGAAGAGGGCCUGAGCAUGAUCGACAACGAUGAGGCUGAGUCGUUCGGCGAACCAUCGCAGCCCGAGGACGACCCUUGGGUGACCAGUGACGAAACGAUCUCGUGGACUACGUCGAAAAUUGGCAGCUACAACGUGGACAAGAAACUGUUCAAGUGUCAGGAGUGCGAUUCCAUGGGCCUUCUGUCUAGUGUGGCCGAACACUGGCUGGGCACGCACGCUGACGUCAAGGUGUUCCAGUGCCCACAGUGUCCGUACGCGAGCGCGUACACAAAGUGCAUCCGCUUGCAUUUGGCCCGACAACAUAACGUGGUGGCCGAACACGGGACGCAUCAACAGGCUGGCCGGAAAUCGUGGAAGGAGAGCCCGGUACUCGAAGAGGUCACCAGCUACCUGGGCCGGUUGAAGGCGGCGGCAGAUAAAGCGAUAGCUACCGCCGCCGCUGCCGCAGCGGCCGCUGCUGUAGCAGCAUCUGCCGAAUCGGAAGCCGCCGACGACGAAAUGCGACUGAACGCGGCCGACACGGAAACGCAGACCGCUCAGAAGCGGUUUAACUGUGCCCACUGUCCGUACGCCACCGACCGGCGGGACCUGUACACCAGACACGAGAACAUACACAAGGAAGACAAACCAUUCCAGUGCGACAUAUGUCAGAAGCAGUUCAACCGGGCAGACCACGUCAAGAAACACUACACACGCAUGCACAGAGAACACGAGUACUGCUUGAGCCGAGUGAAGCGCGACCCUUUCGGUAAGUCUGCAGCCGCGGCCGCGGCUCAUCAUCAACAUCACCUGCAGAGGGUGACGCUGUAUUCGGGCGACCCACCACCGCUGGAACCGGAGACGCAAAUCAUCGUGUCGCGGACAAUUGACGAACAACCACUGACCCCGGCACCGAUUAUUGCAGCUAACAAUCCUAUUGUAUUGGAAGAUCAACAACAACAGCAGCAACAGCAACAACAGCAACAGCAGACGGUCGUCAACAUCGCCGUGGUCAAUUUUAACGAACAGACCGGCACGCACACUAUACAAAUACCAAUACCAGCUAACCAGAUAAAACCGGUUAUGUUUGCGCCCGAUACCAUUUUGGCAGUGGACUCGGUGGUUCCGACGAAUACGGUGGGGAUGACCAAACCAAAGGGGAAGGGCAGCCGGAAAAACUUCGAGAAACGGUAUUGCUGCACGUUUUGCCCGUGGUCGGGCGUCGACAAUUGGUGUCUAAAACGGCACCUCAACACCCACAUGAAGCCCUACGAGUGCGUAUUCUGCGAGUACAAAGCGGCCCGAGCCGAACGGUUAGCUACCCACGUUUUCAAAGUGCACAGCAAACGAAUGUGCUGCCGUUGUUCGUACAUUGCUCAGGACCAAGACGACUUGUACGUCCAUCAGUCCGAAAACAAUCACAAAAGCGUAAGGUCUCGUCGAACCCAGACAUCGCCUAUCCCGUCGUCGCCUGAACAAUCCGAGGAGACUGCUGACAAAAAUGACGUAAUUGUCGUUUGGCCAAUGGCGGGCGUGACGGAUUCUCAGAGUUCUAUUCAAAUAUAAUGGUUAAUUAAAUCGAAGUGCCAAAACGAAUAUUAUUACCUAAUCGUAGUUACAGGGAUGAAAUAAACUAUCGACAGGCAUACAAUGUAUUAAACCUCAAUAGAGAUUAUUUAGGAUAAAUGCAUAGUCUUGAUAGUUGGUGUCCUACAGAUAUUUGCAUUGAUUAUUUUUUAAACGAUACAUAAUUGAUGAUAAUAAUAAACGACUCACAUAUUAAAUUUUAAUGACUUUUGGGAGAAAAAGUUCAAAAAAUUUUAAU
Acyrthosiphon pisum (pea aphid) is the source of this 2614-nucleotide messenger RNA. Its product is annotated as protein charlatan-like. Gene Ontology annotation, biological process: positive regulation of neurogenesis; positive regulation of transcription by RNA polymerase II; brain development. Bases 685 to 2355 code for a protein of 556 amino acids. Gene Ontology annotation, cellular component: nucleus. The record is from RefSeq and is a predicted model, not a curated record. Gene Ontology annotation, molecular function: RNA polymerase II cis-regulatory region sequence-specific DNA binding. NCBI's taxonomy places the organism in Eukaryota, Metazoa, Arthropoda, Insecta, Hemiptera, Aphididae. The transcript is spliced from 4 exons.